Messenger RNA from Magallana angulata, 1144 nucleotides. RefSeq names its product sorting nexin-24-like. Gene Ontology annotation, molecular function: phosphatidylinositol phosphate binding. The transcript has 6 exons. The record is from RefSeq and is a predicted model, not a curated record. The coding region runs from base 82 to 588 and encodes 168 amino acids. Lineage: Eukaryota; Metazoa; Mollusca; Bivalvia; Ostreida; Ostreidae.
CGAGUAUGUAAAUCGAUCGGGAUCGAACUGAUUAAAUAUACGGGAUCGGUAUGCUGUUUGUUUAUUUUGGUUUUAAAAACCAUGAUUAGGGUGUCAAUCCCCUCGUAUCACAAAGUUGUAGAGGAUAAUAAUGACUCGUAUACGGCUUUCAUCAUUGAAGUAUGUGUUGUUGCAACUGGGAAGACUUUAAGUGUUCAGAAGAGGUACUCAGAAUUUGAGAUGUUGCACAAACAGUUAAAGAAACAAAUCAAAACACCAGAAUUUCCUCCAAAGAAAAUGAUGAAGUUUAGCAAUAAAGUAUUGGAACAAAGAAGACUUGCAUUGCAGACAUAUUUACAAGGUGUUGCUUUGGCAGACAAGAUUCCUAAAAUCCUCCUGCAUUUCCUUGAUGUGGAGCAAUACAUGUACCAUGGAAGUCAAGAUUCUCUGGAUCAGUUAGACGUGAGCAACAGAACAACCCACCAAUCAAUGAUCGCAUUCCCUCCGGAGGUCUACCUACAGGACAACAGAAAUGGGUCCUGGGACAUCGUGAGUGCUGGAGUUUUAGCAGCUUUAUACAACAAUGUGGAAGAUCUCGUAGUGCGAUGAUAACUACUGUGAUGUAAAUGAACUAGUCAGCUUUUUUAGAAUUCCUACUGCUAUAAUAGCAGUCUAAUGGACAACAAUUGUUUUAUUGUUUACUUUAAUAUGAUUUUUUUAAUUGCAUAUAUAUCUUUGAUAUAUGAAAUAAUAUAUUUGGCAUUACUAGGUAAUUUACAUGUUGAGAAAACUUCUGGUAUAAGAAUAUGUUUUUAUAUUCAUUUACCAGCAUCGUGGCAUAUGAUCAAUGAUUUUGUAUUUUAUGCAUUUUUUUUAUUUUUUGAAAAUUAACACCUUAGUCUAUAUAUGUUGCAGUCAGUGAGGGCUUGUCUCUAUCAUCUUGUAUUAAUUUGCACUACUUUAUCUAUUUUAAAAUCUUUUAAUUGGUGACGUUAAUGCUUGUGCAAUAUGCUCACACUACCAGAUUUAACUAUUUCAGUCUCAAUGUAUUUAGAAUAACUUGUUGUGCAAUUCAGCUUAUUUAUUAUAAUUGUAGCUUUCCAAUGACUACCACUACAUUCUCUCUUCAUUGGUAAUUAAUAAAUGAACAGAAAUAACACAAAAA